Eriocheir sinensis (Chinese mitten crab) is the source of this 2493-nucleotide messenger RNA. RefSeq lists its product as uncharacterized. The transcript has 2 exons. The record is from RefSeq and is a predicted model, not a curated record. The coding region runs from base 303 to 1778 and encodes 491 amino acids. NCBI's taxonomy places the organism in Eukaryota, Metazoa, Arthropoda, Malacostraca, Decapoda, Varunidae.
GUUCAUCGCCGUGCAAACAGCCGAUAAGGUUCCAGGAAGGCGAUAGAGGGCUUAUCGCAGUGUUGCUGCGCACGUUUCUUAUCAUUAGUUAACAAUCGUAUAUAUUGCGCUGGGGUCUCGGCCUGGCUGGCAGUGAGAGGGUAACCCGUUCACCACCUGCAUACUUAGCCACCUGCAUACUAAUACCUGGCCAAGAGUUACUAAGCCAUCGCCAGCUGCGUGUUCGUUGCUGGCCCAGAACUACAAAGGAGUCACCACCUGCACACUGACACCCGACCAAGAGUUUUACAGAGGUUCGCGUGAUGGACCAACACCUCUACACCACAGAGGGGCCGCCGCCGAACACCGUCCUUUGGCGUCCACCGGAAGGCGGCAGCGUUGUCCUGAAGGAGAGACACUACCAACCCUUUAGCCAAGUCGUCCGCACUCUCCACAUCCCAGACGCCAUAGACAUCUGUGCAAAGAAUAUGAUCGCACCAAAGCCCAUCUAUUCCAUCAGCACCCUGAAACCCAAAAUGCUGCAUUGGCAAAGAUCCCAUCCCUGCAGGUACCUUCACAUCCUGUGGUUCGGCGCCAAGCUGGAUGGUGAGAAUGAAGAUGCCCACGAAUGGUAUGGCAAUGUUGAGUUCGCCAUCCCAAUAGAUGUUAUGUUACAGCGUUGGAAGAACCUUUACUUCGUGGAGAUGGUGCAGGCACCCACGCAAACUAUCACACGCAUUCUGGUCACCAAUACCGACUACUCAUCCGUCUUGCCUUCGUACGACCCUCGCACACCAGGCGGGCCGUGGCGCCUCACUCCGGACGGCCGACACGAGCGCCUGGUGGACUGCCGCCGGUACAACAGCAAGGGUUAUAACAGGCACGGCCACACCCUUGAGUUUAUGAUUGAGGUAACACCCUUUGGGAUGAGGAAGAUCCUCGAUGAGGUGACCAUAUCCUUCAGGAACCACCACCAGGCGUUGUCUGGGGGUCCUCACGUCUGCCACAGGUUUGGAAAAACUCGCACGUGCCCGACGCCCUUCAUUAAGGACAAAAGCUCCCAUUUAUUCUUCGAGGAACAUCACCGCCUCAUCGGCCGCCAGCCCAUGGCUACUACCCCCAGGCUGUCUCCGAGCGCCGAGGUGUUCCUGCAACGCUUCCUCGCCGCUGAGGAGAUUCCAAGAAAUGUUCUUCAAGUGCAAGUUCCGCCGCCGCUGUCGGAACAUGACUUCCCGCCAGUCGGGGCACCGGGUCAAGACAGCGUCAUCUUCUGCAAUCUCCUGCAGAAGCAAGUUCUGAACGGAGAAGUCAGGAAGUGUCAGUUGGUGUUCGGGUUCUGGGACGAGAAUGUGUUCGGCAUCAUUUCGGACUCGAUAUGGAAACCAGACAAGGAAAAGGAGAAGGAAAAGGUGAUCAUGAAGCUCCCCCAACACCGCCCCAACAAAAUGCAGCCGCCUCCCCUGCCCCACGCCCCUCCCCCCGGCUAUCCACCGCUCUUCACACCACAGGACUUCCCACACCUCGCCACACACUCCGGCAGUCCACCCCGCCCUACACCCCCGGACUAUCCACCCCAACCCCCACCAUCGGACUUGCCACCCCUCUCCCCACACCCCGGCUAUCCACCCUUCCCCACUCCCCAGGGCUUCCCACCCCUUCCCCAACCCCCGGAUUUUCCACUCCCCCCACCUCCAGGCCUUCCCCCCCUCCACCUCCCUCCUCCUCCCAUGUUCCAGCCGCCUAUGUUCUUGAACAGCUGGGCGUCGCUGCAGUCCAUCUUUGUGAGGAGACAGAAUUAAAACGGUUCAGCCACACAUUCACACGCAAUAAUUGCAGUGGAAUGUUGUACCAAAAAGACGUCAUAUGUGAUAGAAGCAUAAAAAAAAUAACAGGCGUUAUUCUGGGAUGAAAAAAUCAUCCAAAGUUACACCAAAUAGCUGUGCACGGGUUACAGGGGAGCACUGCCUCUCAGGAGAAGCUGCCUCCAGCCGACCAUCGGGCCCACAGACCCGAGCAGCCCCCUGAGGGAUGGUAUCAGAGCGUGAUUGAAUAAUGAAUUUGGCUCAAUCCUGUAUAAAUGUAGAUAGGCACAAGAAGGUGAACACACACACACACACACACACACAGCUCCGAUAGCUCAGUGAACUAAGGCUCUGCCGUGUCAGGCUGUGGCCCGACAGACUGAGGUUCGAUCACCGCUCAGGCAGAGAUAUUUCCGCGAUCAAGGAGUGGUUACUCUCCCCCCUUGACCAAGGACUGGCGAUGGCGAGUCCAGCUCAUGGCCAGGUCAUGGUGAGUUACACACACACAUUAUUGUGCGCUGCAGCGUUGAUCUCCCUUUUCUUUACGGUCACGGGCACGGAUCAAGGGCUGCAAAAGUACAACAAAAAUAUCGAAAUAGAUGAACCGCCCGCGAGAUGUUGCUCGGGUAAAGAAAGAGAGAGAGAGUAAACCAGCACGUAUAUAAUCACAUGUUUUAGUACUCCCUUGGUUCUGAGUGAAGUGUGUCUGAUA